GUUCGUUCUAUUAGAAUAUCGGGCGUCUUAAAUAUUUUAUUUAUUUGUGGAAAUGCGUGACAUUCUUUAAACCCUACAUUUCUGCUCGGAGUAUUCGUAUGAUUAUUACUUCGUUUAUCACCAUUUAAUAAAGAAGUAUGGCGCUUUUGACUCCGUGGUUCCGUUAAAAGGUUUUAAUCCGGGUCAGUGCUUUUAUUAUUAAUAGGUAAGGUUACAACUGUCCUGUUUCUUGGCUAGCAAUUUAUGUUAUCUAUUUUGUUAUUAAAAGGUGUUAAAACUAAGCCCAUAACUGAGGUGAAUUAACUGAGAUUUCCCGACAUAAGUGGUUUCUUUGACAUACGAACCCUCGGGACUAAAAAUCCCAUUACAAUAAAAGUCCAAAAAAAACAUUUAUUGUUAUAAGGUGCCUAAAUGAUGGGCAGAAUGGCAGGUUUGGCAAAUCAAUAACUUCUUCCGAGUAUUUGACACCGUUGAAAAAGAUGAAGAAGAAGAGAAGUAGCAGUAACGAGAGUGAGAGGGAAACGAGGGAGGAAAAUGGACAGACAUUAUCAAUAUUGUCCAUUUUCUAAGUCAAUUCAGAACGAAAGCGAGCUGAUCCUGGAGUCCCUGCUAUCCUUCUCGAAACUCCUGAACAGUUUGCCAGGGUACAAAUUCAGUCCCUUUCAAGUUACCGGAGCAGUGAGGAUCAAGUUGCUAUUCAGUCAAGAGGAUCCACGUCUAAGGAGAUCCUCGAUCCAGUUAUUAGGAGAUCUGGCAACAUCCCUUGGCCAGGAGACCAAUUUGGAGGCAUUCAAGGAUCGAGUGAGAUCCAAGGGAACCUCAUCACUUUACUCUUGCAUCUAUGCGCUCCAGACGUGUAUGUUGUCAAGGCCUGUAAAAGUACGAUCCAGAAGGUUGGCCCUUAUCUCGAUUGUCCGGAGGUAAACCGCAUGAUCCAGAAGUGUUUGGGCGACGACACCGACUUGAUGUUCACGGAUUUUAUUAAGGAGUUAAUUAAACGCAUGGGAUUUAUGGAAUCAAUGAUAUCAAGGUUAUUUGGGGGCCAAAUCGAGGACGAGUUGGAUUAAUGGUGGUGUCUAAGGGCCAAUCCCGCCCUUGUCAUCGGUUUGUUCUACGCCGAACUACUACCCGAGAAUAAACCGAAAGUUUCACUGGAAACUGUCUGUGAUAAACUGAACAGACUGAUGCAAGACGAGUCAGAAGAAGUUAGGAUUAA
Anthonomus grandis grandis is the source of this 1216-nucleotide messenger RNA. RefSeq lists its product as uncharacterized. Lineage: Eukaryota; Metazoa; Arthropoda; Insecta; Coleoptera; Curculionidae. The coding region runs from base 535 to 924 and encodes 129 amino acids. The record is from RefSeq and is a predicted model, not a curated record. The transcript is spliced from 4 exons.